This is a messenger RNA of Aphanomyces astaci, 1446 nucleotides long. RefSeq lists its product as hypothetical. The coding region runs from base 31 to 1236 and encodes 401 amino acids. The record is from RefSeq and is a predicted model, not a curated record. The transcript has a single exon. Lineage: Eukaryota; Oomycota; Saprolegniomycetes; Saprolegniales; Verrucalvaceae.
CCUGGAUUCACCAUCUACACAAACAACAUCAUGAAGACGACGUCGUUCGCCCUCGUCGCAUAUGUUGCCGCGGCCGUUAAUGCACAAACCACCAACUCCCCUACCACCACCAGCACGAACUGCCCAACGAAGCUGGAUCCUUCGAACGCCUUGGUCAAAACCACGGGGUUGCCGCCUGAUCUCGUGUCGGAACUGCCUUCGUCCUGGGUGGGCUGCCUUGGGACGUUGAACGAGAACACUAUCACCGCGGACGUGACGGCUACUUUAUUGGCCCAACCCACGUGCUUGGCGGCGGCGCCUUAUCUGAUUCAGCUCAUGCAAGCGUUUCAGUCGCCGACUGGCGGCGACCUCGUCCCCAAAAACGGCAGCAGUACCAAGGACGAUGACAACAUCAAAGUGUCGUCGUCGUACGAGUCGUACUUUCUCAGCUUCCCCGACUCGGACGUACAAAAGAUCUGCACACCGCUGACCAAGUCCGUGCCCUGCCUCAAGGCUGGCAUUUUGCCGGCCAUCUUCAAGCAAAUCAACAGCAACCCUUGCUGCUCAGCCAUGAUGGCCGAAGUGAAGGCGCUGACUGGCGAAACCCCCGACGUGUUGCUGGCCAACUUGGUCGAGAAGGCCACAGACGUCGUGUGCACGAUCCAAACACCUGGGUUCAACGGCGCCGCCAAUCAAACGUGUGGGUUCUCGUGGGUCAAGAGCUUCACCCGCGGCAACACUAACACUUCGGACGCGUCGGUGGUGGCGCUAACAGGUCGCGGGCUCACGGCGCUUCAAAUCCCCAACGACCAAGGAUGUGCCGCGGUCAAUGGCAACUCGUUCACGUCGACCACGGGCGCCGCCGUAACUACGUUGUUCGUCAAACCUAACGUGCCUGGCUCGUGCGCCAAGCCGGCCGACGCCCUUCUCUCGUGGGUGCGCAAGUUCCCCGUGCUGACCAACGCCACGUACAGCUCGAUUCGCCUCCUCGAUUUGUUCGAAGACGGCAAGUGCGUCAAGGGGUCCCUCAUCGCCAACGCCGUCGACAUCGACGACCACAUCUACCGUGACAUUGGCAUAUCGAAAGCCAACUUUAACGCGUCGUGCUUCCACUUGUCCAACGGAGCGUUCCAAACGUGCGCGUUCUCGGACUCGAUCCCCCAAAACUCGACCCCCGCGGCCACAUCGGCGGCCAACCGCGUCGCAGUUGUGUCCAUGGUCGCGUCUAGCGUUGCCCUGUUGUCGCUUGCGUGGUAGAAGUAUAGUUUCGACCAAUAUAUAUAUAUAUAUAUAUCGUACAUAUAGAUGAAAGAAGCUGUUGGUACAGCUAUGAAUAGCUUAGCGCUAUUCAUCCGGCGUAUAAUUUGUUGACCUCGUCGACGUCCUUGUUUCCACGAUCAGGCGGGGGGGAUUGGCCCUACACUCCCACGUGCUGAUUAACGUAAUAUAAUUGAUUCCGUGUUUGGC